CACUAAUAAAGAAGGCACCAUCCUCCUGGCUUCCUCUGCUCGCCCCUCCGAAAAAGUAGCAGCACGGGGAGACUAGGAGGCACCGAGGCAGUCCACAACUCCACACUCGACAGAGAAGAGAGAUGGCGAUGCGGAUGGCGGUGGCUGCGGCGGUCGUGGUGGUGUUCUGCGUGCUGGCGCCCCCCUCGGCAGCGCAGACGUCGAGGACGCCGGACUGUGCGGCGAAGCUGGCGGCGUGUGCGCCGUACAUAAACACGACGGGGCCGCCGCCGGAGGCCUGCUGCGGGUCGAUCAAGGACGCCGUCCAGAACGACCUCAAGUGCCUCUGCGGGCUCUACGCCACGCCGGAGAUCUUCAAGGCCUUCAACAUCAACGUCACCCAAGCUCUCGGCGUCGCCAAGCGCUGCGGCCUCAACGACACCACCGAAGCCUGCAAGAGCCUUUCUCCCACCCAGUCUCCUCCAGGUUCUCCAUCAGGUGGUGGGAGCAACUCCGGUCAUCGCACCCUGUCAUUCGGAUUCCCAGGAUUGAUGAGCUUGUUCCUAGCUUUGUGGUCUGUGUUGGCAUAAGAUCCGUCACGCUAUUACUAGAUUACCUUUGUUUGGUCCCGCAAUAGAUGAUUUACUACAAUGUUCUGCUGAGAUGGUGAUGCUAUGGCUAUGUAUCGAUACAAUCAACAUUUGUUUUGCUGUGUAUUCCUAUAGUCCGCCAGUAGAGGUGAUGGAUCUGAACUAGAUUUUCUCAUCGCUUUCUUCAUUGUGCUGUAUUAAAUUUGGAUAAUUACAUCAAAUGUUCUUUGUACUAC
Molecule: messenger RNA, 805 nt
Organism: Panicum virgatum (switchgrass)
Lineage: Eukaryota; Viridiplantae; Streptophyta; Magnoliopsida; Poales; Poaceae
Product: non-specific lipid transfer protein GPI-anchored 9-like
Exons: 3
Coding region: 123-569 (148 amino acids)
Source: RefSeq, a predicted model, not a curated record